UGGGGAAGAACCAGCAGCCGGUGAGUGAGGACCAGCUAGGACGGACGUCAUCUCUCACGCUCUUCUGACUUAUUUGACAUUUAACGAUUAACAAUGGCGUUGAACAAGCUCAGCAUCGACAAGUUGAAUCUCUCUGGUAAAAGGGUAUUAAUGAGAGUGGAUUUCAACGUACCCCAGAAAGACGGCAAAAUCACCAAUAAUCAGCGUAUCGUUGCUGCUCUAGACAGCAUCAAAUAUGCACUUGAACAGAAGGCGAAGAGCGUUGUCCUCUGCUCUCACUUGGGCAGGCCUGAUGGAAAUAAGAAUAUGAAAUUCACUCUGGCACCUGUGGCUGAAGAGCUCAAGACAUUGCUUGGCUGCGAUGUAACAUUCCUCCCUGAUUGUGUGGGAUCAGAGGUUGAGGCAGCCUGUGCUGAUCCUGCUCCUGGCUCUGUCAUCCUCCUUGAAAAUUUAAGAUUUCACGUUGAGGAGGAAGGCAAGGGUGUUGAUGCAUCUGGAGCAAAGGUCAAAGCUGAUCCUGCAAAGGUUGCCAAGUUCCGUGCAUCCUUACGUAAACUUGGCGAUGUGUAUGUUAAUGAUGCUUUUGGUACUGCCCAUCGCGCUCACUCUUCUAUGGUUGGUGAAGGCUUUGAACAGCGAGCAUCAGGUUUCUUGCUGAAGAAAGAACUCACAUACUUUGCUAAAGCUUUGGAGAAUCCUGAAAGACCAUUCUUGGCAAUCCUGGGAGGAGCAAAGGUCAAAGACAAAAUUCAGCUGAUUGAAAACUUGCUGGACCGUGUAGAUGAGAUGAUGAUUGUUGGAGGCAUGGCUUUCACAUUCCUCAAGGUUUUAAAGAAUAUGGAGAUUGGCACAUCCCUGUAUGAUGCAGAAGGUGCUAAAAUCGUAGAGAAGCUCAUGGCCAAGGCAGAGCAAAGGAAUGUGAAGAUGCACUUCCCAGUAGAUUUCAUUACUGGUGACAAAUUUGAUGAAAAUGCUAAUUCUGGCACUGCUUCAGCUGAGGCUGGUAUUCCUGCAGAAUGGAUGGGACUAGAUUGUGGUCCUGCAUCUGUUGAAUCUUUUAAAGAACCAAUCUCCAGGGCCAAGAUUAUUGUGUGGAAUGGACCGUGUGGUGUGUUUGAGUUUGAAAAAUUUGCAAGUGGAACGAAAAGCGUUAUGGACAUGGUGGUAGAAGCCACAAAAGCUGGUUGUACCACAAUUAUUGGAGGAGGAGAUACUGCAACAUGCUGUGCUAAGUGGGGGACAGAAGAUAAGGUUUCACAUGUAUCGACUGGAGGUGGUGCCUCUCUUGAGCUUCUUGAAGGAAAAACACUUCCAGAGUUUGCUGCUCUUUCAGAUGCUUAAAUUUUCCAUUUACAUCAGUGGCUCUCUCCUGCCAAUGGCAUGGGGUGACCCAAAGAAGGCAUGCUUAAAUUAUAUCAAUAAUAGAAUGUGUCUGAACCAGUGAAGCAUUAUCCAGACCUUUUAAAGACAAACAUUUUAUAAUAUGAUCAAAACUUGUAUGUCAACAGAAAGUACUGACAAAGCUUAGUAGAUUUCACUGACAUGUGAUGUAAAACAUACUAACUUAAGUGACAGUUACACAAAAUUUUGCAAAUGAAAAAUUAUUGACUUAGGAUUACUAGUCAUAAAAUUGCAAGUUUAAAAUCUGAGCUGAAUAACCUUAGAUCAGUUAAUUACUUAAAAAAUAAUUGUUCAUAUUUUAGAGCAUUUAUUUAAAUUAAGAAUGGAAUAUGGAUCUUUGUGUUAAUAUAAUAUAUGCAAAUAUAAUACUUGAACCAA
Molecule: messenger RNA, 1779 nt
Organism: Cherax quadricarinatus
Lineage: Eukaryota; Metazoa; Arthropoda; Malacostraca; Decapoda; Parastacidae
Gene: Pgk
Product: phosphoglycerate kinase
Biological process (GO): gluconeogenesis; glycolytic process
Cellular component (GO): cytosol
Molecular function (GO): ADP binding; ATP binding; phosphoglycerate kinase activity
Source: RefSeq, a predicted model, not a curated record